GCUAGGCAGGAAAUAAGGCGGGGCUUUGGGUGGAAUUUGGUACCCUAAGACUGCUGCGACCCGGACUAACCAACCCACUUCGAGAAGAUGCCUACAGGUCUAGGAUCACCACUUGCCACCAUCUUUGUCCUCCUCUUACUGACUGCAGUCAGCCUGGGCCCUGGGUGCCAGGCUCUGUUGUGGCACAAGAGUCCACCUUCCAUGACCGUGAGCACUGGGGACGAGGCUCGACUCUUAUGCCUGCACAAAAAUGCCAGCAACUUCAAUGUCACGUGGUGGCACAUUCUCCAGAGCAACCAAUCGUGGCCCCCUAUAUUCUUGGGUCUGGGCCGAGGUGCCCAGGGCGAGUGGGUCAUCUCGAAGGUGAACAAGUCCCACGGGGGCAUAUACCAGUGCCAGGUGCAAGACAAGGAAACACCAAGACAUUCCUGUGGCACCUACCUCCGUGUGCGUGAGCCACCCCCCAGAUCCUUCCUGGAAAUGGGCGAGGGCACCAAAAACCGCAUCAUCACAGCCGAAGGGAUUAUACUGCUGUUCUGUGCCGUGGUGCCUGGGACGCUGCUGUUAUUCAGGAAGCGGUGGCAGAAUGAGAAAUUUGAGGCCGAUGUUCGGGAUGACUAUGAGGAUGAAAACCUUUAUGAGGGCCUGAACCUGGAUGACUGCUCCAUGUAUGAGGAUAUCUCCAGGGGACUCCAGGGCACCUACCAAGAUGUGGGCAGCCUCCAUAUUGGGGAUGUCCAGCUGGAAAAGCCGUGACCACCACCACCACCACCACCCUCUCAGCCUGCCCCUGGCUGUUGCGUGCCCAGCUCCAAGUCUGUCCUCUAUGCCUGUCUGGGGAAAUUCUCUUGUUUUUUUUCUCCACUUAGCUAGCUUCCCUCUGCACUGUCCCCCCCCCCCAAACUACCCCUCCCCUGGCUGCCUUUCCCAGGCUGUCUCCCCAGUGGGUAAUGAGCCCUUAAUCGCUGGGGAGGGAGCCCUUAAGAAGGCUGAUUGUUGCAGCCUCGUUAGUAUAUCCCCCCCACCCCCCCAGCCCUGUCAUGGCCACUUAACAGUAAUAAAUCCUCUCCAACAGCA
Dipodomys spectabilis (banner-tailed kangaroo rat) is the source of this 1077-nucleotide messenger RNA. RefSeq names its product CD79a molecule (gene Cd79a). The coding region runs from base 88 to 756 and encodes 222 amino acids. NCBI's taxonomy places the organism in Eukaryota, Metazoa, Chordata, Mammalia, Rodentia, Heteromyidae. Gene Ontology annotation, biological process: B cell receptor signaling pathway; B cell differentiation. The record is from RefSeq and is a predicted model, not a curated record. Gene Ontology annotation, cellular component: B cell receptor complex; external side of plasma membrane; membrane. Gene Ontology annotation, molecular function: transmembrane signaling receptor activity. The transcript is spliced from 5 exons.